UAUCAAUAUUUACUAUUAUUUAGUAUUUACAUUAUACAGUAGAUACUAAUGAUACUAUAAUGUGUGUAGUAAAUACUAAAUACUAACAGCACUAACUACCUUAAUUUUAGAUUACUUGACCUCGUGCUUUCAAAAUCACUUUAUUAAGAAAAACUGACUAUCAGUAUAAUUCACGAUCAAAAUAUUUUCAGUUUCAUCUAAAAUGGACGCCUUCAUGAUGAUACAACGAAAAAAGCUAACCAUAUUUACUGAUGCUAAAGACAACAUACUGGUUAAUGAACUCAAAAAAAUUAUUGGAUGUAUCAUUAAAGUAGCACCAGAAAAUCAACAACUUUAUUACAAAGAAGAAAUCAUGGAUGGGACAAAAACGUUGUCAGAGUGUGGUUUGAAUUCUAAUAUUGCUAAGGCACAAAGUCCAGCUACUAUUGGUUUAGCAUUGAAGAUGGAUAAUGGAGAAUUUGAGGCAUUAGAAAUGGUACCAUACUCAUUGCCACCUGAAUUACCAUAUGUUAUGAAAAAUCAAGAACCUAAUGGCCAAGAACCACCCAUGUAAACAGCAAUCA
This is a messenger RNA of Melanaphis sacchari, 563 nucleotides long. Its product is annotated as elongin-B-like. Gene Ontology annotation, cellular component: VCB complex; elongin complex. Bases 203 to 553 code for a protein of 116 amino acids. Gene Ontology annotation, molecular function: protein binding. The record is from RefSeq and is a predicted model, not a curated record. Lineage: Eukaryota; Metazoa; Arthropoda; Insecta; Hemiptera; Aphididae. Gene Ontology annotation, biological process: transcription elongation by RNA polymerase II. The transcript is spliced from 5 exons.